Messenger RNA from Malaya genurostris, 3423 nucleotides. RefSeq lists its product as uncharacterized. The coding region runs from base 1 to 3423 and encodes 1140 amino acids. Gene Ontology annotation, molecular function: nucleic acid binding. Gene Ontology annotation, biological process: DNA integration. The transcript is spliced from 2 exons. The record is from RefSeq and is a predicted model, not a curated record. Lineage: Eukaryota; Metazoa; Arthropoda; Insecta; Diptera; Culicidae.
AUGACGUCGCUCAAAGAGCGAGAAGGGAAAAGAGAUGAACCCGUGGCAACCAAAACCAGGCUCGGAUGGGUACUUAGUGGGAACUCCCGAACAUCCAGCGACACGAUUCCUAAUCGCUUGUUUCAUGUAUGCUCCCAGUCUACGGAUCAAGAACUUCACGAACUGGUCAAGAAAUUUUUCAGCGUAGAAAGUACCGGUGUUAUGUUGCCGAGUGCGUUAGAUUCCGCUGAAGACAGACGUGCAAAACAAAUUAUGGAAGCGACGACAACUCGUAUACCAGGAGUUGUUAUUAACCCUAAAAAACCGGAAAAGGUACGAGUAGUGUGGGACGCUGCCGCUACUGUGCAAGGAAUCUCCCUGAACUCUGUUCUACUCAAAGGACCGGAUCUGCUCACUCCAUUGUCAUCUGUGCUCAGUCGGUAUCGUCAGAAACAAGUUGCUGUUAGUGGAGACGUGCGGGAAAUGUUCCACCAAGUGUUCAUACGACCGGAAGACCGCCAAGCUCAGCGUUUUUUAUGGAGGGAUCAUCCGGAGCUGCCGAUUCAAGUGUACAUCAUGGAUGUAGCUACAUUUGGCGCCACGUGUUCUCCGUGUUCGCUACAAUAUAUAAAAAAUAAGAAUGCAGAUGAGCAAGCAAUCGAAUUUCCGGUAGCAUGUGAAGCAGUUAUGAAAAACCACUACGUUGAUGACUACCUGGACAGCGUAGAUACGGUCGACGAAGCAGUGCAACUGGUAAACGACGUAAGCAUUGUUCACGCUCGAGGAGGUUUCGAAAUCAGAAAUUGGCUGUCGAGUUCAUCGGAAGUGCUGAGACGAAUAGGAGAGCAUGAUUCAACGACGGCGAAGAGCUUUGGAAUGGAUAAAAGUAAUAAAGUAGAGCGAGUGUUGGGAAUGACUUGGUUACCGAAAGACGACGUAUUCUCAUAUUCGAUCGGGCUCCGAGAUGAUUUGCGUUCACUGCUGAGCGGAGAAGUUGUUCCAACCAAACGAGAAGCGUUGAGUUUGGUCAUGAGCGUCUUCGAUCCAUUAGGAUUCGUAGCGGCUUUGCUUAUUCAUGGAAAAGUACUUUUGCAGGAUGUGUGGAGAUCAGCGAUUGGUUGGGAUGAUCAGAUUCCAACGGAUAUAUUCCCUCGUUGGCGCCUGUGGGUUCAACUGCUACGCCAACUUGAAAAUGUUAGAAUCCCUCGUUGUUAUUUCCCUGGAUAUGGAUCGCACGCAUAUGAUAGUCUCGAACUGCAUAUCUUCGUUGAUGCGAGCGAAUCAGCGUACGCUGCUGUUGCGUACUUUCGCAUAGUAGAUGAUGGAGCUGUGAGGUGUAGUCUCGUUGCUGCUAAGACCAAAGUAGCUCCUAUAAAACCGCUUUCUAUACCUCGAUUAGAGCUUCAAGCAGCUGUCCUGGGAACACGACUAAUGAAGACUGUCAUUUCCGAUCAUACAAUAAAAAUAACGCGAAAAGUUCUAUGGAGCGACUCCAGCACGGUGCUGUCUUGGCUACGGUCAGAUCUUCGACGACGCACACAGUUUGUAGCAUUCAGGGUCGGCGAGAUUUUGGAAGCAACCGACGUUGAUGACUGGAGAUGGGUACCGUCGAAGUUGAAUGUGGCUGACGACGCCACUAAAUGGACCAAAGAAACAACCAUGCUGGAUUACAGCAGAUGGUUCAAUGGUCCGGAUUUUAUUUACGAAAAGAUGGAUUGCUGGCCACAAUAUAAACAACCACAAACUGAAACCUCAGAAGAAAUGCGAUCAAUACAUGUUCUCUCACACAGCGUCACGAAGCAAAUUGUAGAUUUCCAACGGUUCUCAAAGUUCGAACGAUUAAUACGUUCAGUCGCCUUCAUGAAUCGUUUCUACAAUAACUGUAAAAGGAAAUUGCUACAUGAAUCAGUUCCCAUCACCGAGGUUCUCUCAAGCGAAGAACUAAAGCUGGCUGAAUUUACCAUAUGGAAACUUGUCCAAUUGGAUGAGUAUGCUGAGGAGUUUGCAAUACUGCAGCGUAACAAAUUACUUCCACCAAACCAACAAGAGCCGAUUAAGAAAAGUAGCAAAAUUUACAAACUUUCACCAUCAAUUGGCGUAGGAGGAAUCAUCCGCAUGGAAAGACGUAUGCGCGAGGCGAAGUGGGCAUCAGAGGACAUGAAAUCUCCUAUCAUAGCACCUAAGAAGAGUUACGUCACUCAUCUUCUAAUUGAUUGGUACCACCGUAGAUUUCAUCACGCAAAUGGUGAAACUGUGGUGAACGAAAUAAUUCAGAAAUACUACAUUUCUGCACUACGAGUUGCCGUUCGAAUUGUAUGUAAACGUUGUAACUGGUGCAAAGUAUACAAGUCCAAACCACAGACACCACGGAUGGGUCCGCUUCCGGCUGUACGGGUAACGCCUUAUGUACGCCCAUUUUCAUUUGUAGGAUUAGACUAUUUUGGACCUCUCACUGUUCGGAUCGGGCGCAGCAAUGCAAAACGAUGGGUGGCGCUCUUCACCUGUUUGACAGUGCGAGCUGUCCACUUGGAAGUAGCCUACAAUCUAAGUACCGAAUCUUGCAAGAUGGCUAUUCGUAGAUUCAUAGCACGUCGUGGCGCACCGUUGGAGAUAUACUCCGAUCAAGGAACCAACUUUCAAGGAGCGAAUCGAGAGCUCAAAACGGAGAUUGAAGCAAUCAAUAGUUCAUUAGCCGGAACUUUCACGAACGCGGCAACUCAAUGGAAGUUUAAUCCACCGUACGCUCCCCAUAUGGGUGGGGUGUGGGAGCGCCUCGUACGUUCUGUCAAAGUCGCUCUUGCUUAUCUUCCCGUCGCUCGAAAUCCGGAUGAAGAGAUUCUAUCUACUGUAUUAAUUGAAAUAGAAGCGAUGGUGAACACACGCCCGUUGACCUACAUUCCGUUGGACAACGCAACUGAAGAAGCACUCACGCCAAACCACUUUUUGCUACUCAGUUCUAGUGGUGUUGGACAACCUGCUAAGUUACCAGUGGACCCUCGUACGAUAAUGCGAUCGAGUUGGAACCUCGCUCAAGUGAUGUUAGACCGCUUCUGGACUCGUUGGAUCCAUGAGUAUUUACCGGUUAUUACAAGGCAAACGAAGUGGUUCGGGGAAGCGAGACAGUUGCACGUAGGCGACUUGGUGUUUAUUGUAAAUGAGAACAUUAGGAACAGCUGGACUAGGGGUAAAAUUCUGCAAGUGUAUCCUGGAGCAGAUGGCCGAGUACGUAAAGCUGAUGUUCUCACUUCAACUGGGAUUCGUCAACGACCGGCCACGAUGCUCGCUGCCCUGGACGUACGUGAGUCUAAUGUUGGUAUAGCUGAAGAGACUACAAGCAAUACGGGUGGGGGCCUGUUGGCAACACAGAUCAGCGAUCAUGCUGCGUCAAAGAGAAGACACGAUAAGCCCCUUCGAAAUGUCGGUACAGGUAGAAAUGUCAAAUAA